AUGCUGCGAAGAGCUCCCAUUUACUGCGAGGCGGUCUUGCAGCCGCAGGAUGUCUAUUAUGAAGGAUCGGAAGACGAAGACUACGACAGUGCGGAGGCGCGCAGGCAGAGAUACGAAGCCGCCGGGCAGCGGUUCCUCGCAGGCAACGUUCCUUUGCUACUGUCUGCGACGUUGAAGGGUCCCUUCGAGAAAGAGUCUGGAUGGGUGAACCCGUGGCGAUCAAAGAACCGUACCGCCAAUUCUCAAAACUCACGCGAAUCUGACCAUGUUAUCGUGCAUUUUACCCCCAAGCGACCUGCCACGUCUGCGACUGUCGAACAUGCGAUAGAAGCUCUGAAAGGUGCCGAGUGUGCUCUUCCUAGUCCGGAAAGCCUCAAGCAGGCGCCAUUCACCAGCAUUUCCUCACGCCCCCAGGAGACAGGUGGCACGGCGCACGACCGGAGGCCGAAUAAUGAUGAGUUCUGGGCAGCAAAUUCACCGUCAAAACCCCCAAAGAGGAAAUCAAAAUCAUCGCCGGGAUCGGAUAGCGUAGCGAAAAAGCGCCAAAGAACCUGGUCAACCGAACCCGAAAUUGAAUCUCCAACGCCUAGGAAGAACCUAAUACCCAAGAGGGAUGCUACUCCAAGAGGAGCAAGGACGUCCAGAGCCAAUUCGGACGCCUCGUCAAUAUACUUGCACAUUCGAGAGCUCACCUCACAACUACCCCCUCCAGGAUCGCAAGAGCUGUCUAGUGAAGAUGCGGAUUCAGAUACUGAUGACGAUCAUCAUGAAACCAUCUUUACCCGUUCCUCAGUCGAGUUAUCUAUGGUCAAUCCACGCAGGACUCCCAUGAAAAAUUCUCCCAGCAAGACUCUACGCCUGAAUGAGAAUUCGUCCACGUCCUUGUUAUCCCCGUUUUCACAACGGAGCUUGAGAGGAAUUUCCUCUCCUCUAUCUAUUUCGCCAGCGCAAACGCCAACAAAACGGAAAGCUACACCAAGCAUAAUCUCCGGCCGUCGGCAGGCUUCAGGCGACUUAUCUACGCCAUCUAAAACGUCAGCGACCCUAACAAGCGUGGCAGAUUUAGAAAUGCUAAGCGUGGAUGAUGACAACGACGAAGAUCUUGACGACGCAACUCUGAUAGAGCGCCAGCUACAGGACGAACAACUCUUAUCUCCCGAAGAAUCCGAGACCAGCAAGGGAGGCCAUAAUAGCCUUGCGACAGAUAUGACCCCGGCAGCGCUUCCCACAUCUGAGCCGGGCUUGGAAGAGAAUCAAUCAGGCGAAGAGAAUAUAGUCGGAACUCCAAAGGCUAAAAAGGUGGAUCACCUGGACAGUCCAAUAUCUAAUCAUGAUACACCUCGUGGGCGUCUCAAGCUGUUUCGUGCUACUCAUUCUUCUCGGAUGGCAGAUCCUUUGAUUUACGAUGACACUGAGGAAUUCGAUCAGCGGACUUCCAGACCUGGCAACACAGCGUCAUUGAACUCACAGCAAUCCUUGCCCAGUCAAAAGGCCUCAAUCAACUCACCCAAGCCGAACAAAAGUCAACCAAUAGGUAGGAGUCCUACAAAGACAAUGAGUCUCCACAAGUCAUCUCCCCUCCGAUCUUUGAGCCCUCGGAAUGGUAGAAUCAACUCGCGGCCUGCUCUCAAGAAGAUGGUUCAGCCUUACAUGUCAAGUCUGCGCAAUUCACGAGCAGCGAGUGCAGAUGUAACUCGCCACUCACGAGUAGAAAAUAACCAGCAAUCGAACGAAAACGAGCAAGAAAAACAGGCAAAAGAAAUUUUACUCCCACCGGUUUCGAGUACUCCAGCAUCGCAUCCUAGCCCGAGUGAGAUUGUCACAGAUAAAGAUUUUGAAUCCGAUCAUUCUACAAUUGACGAUGCACAAGAGCUGGUGGAUCAAGAUACUUCAGCCUCAUCAACCACACUACACUCUAGCACUACACCUGUUCAGUUUGCCGCAUCUGUAGAAGUGGUGAGCUCAACUCAGGGGGACGUGCUACUCAAUGUUCUACAACAAGAUGAGCCAAGCCUUACCACACCAGAGAUGUCUGCCGAUUUACAGUCCUCUAUGCCUAUUGAGCAAGCUAUUCCAGAUGUAAUUGCGGCGCAAACAAACAGUGACAUGCUGGGAGAACCAAAUGACCCCAGCUCGGUAGCCCCUGUGGCAGAUGGUGAUGGUUGGGAAGACCGGCAAGAGCAUCAAGAAGGGACUGACAGACCUGCCGAAGCCGUUGCCGAAAGCCAUCUUUUACUAUCACAAGCGCCUCAACCUCCGCCAACCGUCUUGCCUGAACCUUCGGAGGAAGGACCAAAGCGACCAGCUACGCCAGAGCCGCAAUUCGCUGUUGCCUCUUUUUCAACGUUCAUGUCGCCCUCACCAAAUCUCCGCCGCCACAGAUUCUACUUUUCAGGGCCAGGUUUAAGUGGAACCGCUUCUAAAACACAGGGCACCCUGCUGUCUUGCUUGAAAAGGUCAUGGGGGAAUAAGAUUCCCCAAAAGCGAGUUUCUUGGGCUCCGCUACCGCAUGAAGGGAGUGACAGCUCCGGAGAGGAUGUCCCAUCAGGGACGGACACGUCAUCGCCAAUGACACGAGGCAGAGACCGAGCAGUUUCACCGCCUCCCCCACCGUCCAUGGGCUCCUCUUCCGAUUCGCUCAUGGAGGAAGACUCAAAGUUUGGUCUUCACUUUGCUGCAGUGGCUGAUCGUUCAAAGGGCAUAAACCCUCAAAGCACGCCUGCUGUGCCGGAAUCCAGAACGCCUAGCCCUGACAGGCAAGGCCUGGCGGAGAAGGUCGAUGCACCGCAGGUCAAGAAGAAUAGCUUUGCUACGAAGACUGCUACGAAGACUGCUACGAAGACUGCUACGAAGACUUGGGGCCAUGAUGACGAGGACCCCACCGACAUUGUACAAGACAUAUUCAACGAUAUGGACGACUUUUUGCAAGUCUGGGAUGUCGAUGCAGAGCUGAAUGAGGCACGAAAGGCCGAGAAGACACGGGCUAGCGGUGCAAAGGAGGCAGAACGUGCUUCUGAGGAGGAUGUAGACAUGUUUGCAUCCUUCCUUUAA
This is a messenger RNA of Trichoderma gamsii, 3051 nucleotides long. RefSeq lists its product as hypothetical. Lineage: Eukaryota; Fungi; Ascomycota; Sordariomycetes; Hypocreales; Hypocreaceae. Bases 1 to 3051 code for a protein of 1016 amino acids. The record is from RefSeq and is a predicted model, not a curated record. The transcript has a single exon.